AAUGGGUGAUUUAAAUAAUGCAUUUCUUGGAAUUUUAUUACAACCACGAUGAGUUCCAACGACACAAACAAUAACUAAUAAAAAACAAAAAAUGGCUUACUUCGCCCUUCUCUGGAAGGCAAGGACCAUAGAAAAAUACAGGCAGAAGUAUGAAUCCGAGAAGUUAAAGUCGAUCAUGCUUGCCAACACGCAAAUACCAAAACAGUCUUUGUCCCAGAGAUGGAGGCAUUAUCGUUAUGACACUCAGAAGCGCAUAUCCAGGACCUUUAGGAAGUGGUACCCUGAAGGAUCAUCGCUAUCAAACUUUAUUUACUACCUCAAAACUGAUCAGACGUUCCCCAACUUCGUCUUAAAAAGUGUUUUAGGAUUCUUUGGCGGCACGAUCCUUACUUAUUUGUGCUUCAUGUUCUUUGUUUUUCAACUUUCAAUAUCUUUGAUCCACGCCACUAUUAUGAGUUCAAUCAUCGGUGUUCUACUUACUUUGGGGCUGGCGUUCAGUUAUAGGAUUCGGUGUCUGGUGUUCCUCCUGAUUCCCCAGUUCUUCUCCCGGGUGGGGCGGUACACACUGACCUGCUAUGCAUUGGUGCUGAUACUGACUGGCCCUGCUACGAAUACCCUCAAGAACUCCGAAGUACUUUCGGAGUCUUUGGCUUGUGGACAGGAACAGAUAAAGACAAGUGUAAACCAAAUCAACUCUUUGAGGACUAAACCACUGAACAGCCUGAAGGAUUCCAUCAAGCUGAUGAUAGAUAGGCUCAGAGGGGUCGCCGUCAAGGUCAAGCAGAUGACCCUGAAGAUCAAUAGCCUGGUUCUGAAUAUUGCACAAGUCAUCCAGUCAGGCUUUCUCUGGCUCAACUCUUUGACUUCCACCUGUAUCAAGAAACUGGGGAACCCUUACGAAAACUACACCAAAUUCGACAAAGAGGCAGUCUUUACUGAAUUAAUGGACUUUUUUGGAGCAAAUGCUUCAGAAUACGAAGAAACAAAGUUGAAUCAUGGAGUUGUUUGUGUGUUUAUAGAACACGUUAAUGGAGAUAUCGUGCCAAUUAUCAAAAAGAGACUAAGGAACUACUCCGAUCGCAUCGCAAACAUGUUCUCCAUGAGGGUCCACGUCCACCAUUCCUACUCGUUCAGCAGUAACGACAGCCGGUCGGCCAGCCAGGUGGCUGCCGGCAUCGUCACUGAGAUCAGAAAGCGGGCUGAUCCGCUGAUAACCUGGCUGUCUUGGAGCUCGUGUGUGACGAGUUUGUUCUUACUGCUGAUAAUAUUCAGGGCUAAAUACUACCAACACAUGUUUGAAACGAGGUCCCGGUUUGACAAUCGGUACAUCACAAAAGAGAUACGAGAUCUGGAUUUAAAGAGAUUGAGAGAAGGCAGGGAGACCAUCCUACCACUCAAUAGAAGAGAACGAGCUAAAUAUGUUACGACCACCUCCUUCAGACUUGUGGCAUCAGAGAAAGUGUACUUGAACCGAUCGGUGGUGUUCAUGGCAAUAACCACAUUCAAGCUGCUCAUCCACAUGGUGGCGGAUUACAGCCUGUACUGGGUGUUGAUGACGAUCAGAUACCAUGGGCGGAUGCAAUCUCUUAUCCAUCCUGGUCAUCCUACUGCUGGAGCACACAUAUCAGGGUCUGGUCCUACAGCAGAUCUUCUCAAGUCAUUACUGGUCUCAUUCGGUGUUCUUUUGGAAUUUCCUGCCUCUACUCCUGUAUCGUGCCUUCCCAACCCUCACCCACCAGACUUCAAACGGUACACUCAAAUUGGGGUGCUGAUCUUCUUGCUAUGGUUCUUCGCGAUGUUCGAGCCUUAUGGUCUUCGGUUACGUCAUGUAGUCAUGGGACACUACCAGCCUGAAAGAGCGAAAGUUCGCGCUGACUGGCUUUACACCCAUAUUUUGAGGACUAGAGGAGGUUUUAUGAAGUUCGCAAGAAGAAAACUCCAUCGUACAUACAAAUAUAGAACUGAAGGAAGCCUGACUUUUCGACGAUGGUUGAAUGAGCUUAUACCAUCUUCUUGUUUGCGAGCCCUUCUCGGGACAAACCCAGAGGAAAGACACUGUCUUCUAUGUGGAACGACACAAUACGCUGCCAGGGAGGACACUGAGCUUAUCAGAUGUAGAACAUCAGACUGUCCCGGAGUGUAUUGCACUAGUUGCUUUGCGGACAUCGGCGAACUGUGUACGAUUUGCUUAUCACCAAAGGAUUACGGAGAUUUUAGCGACGUGAGCUUGGAAAAAGGUUCUGAUGGAAGCGAAGAUGACGAUGAAGCUUCACACGACUUUCUAAGCCAAUCAAAUCGCUCUUGUUUUAGUGUAAGCGAAAGAAGGAUAAGUGACCUCUCUUUUUCAAGUAAAGUAGUAAAAUAUACGCGCAGUAUAUUUUCAAAAACUGAUAAAAAUAUUAGUCAAGAUAGUAUGGAACCAGAUCUUCCAUCAGUAUCAGAUAAUGGAAUGCAAAAUGAUCCAAAAGAUCACAAUAAGGCCAUCAUCAAGAAAGCCUUGCUAGUUAGACAUAUGAAAAAUUUAAUGAAUGAUAGACGACCCAUACACGAAAGACAAUAUUUAGUAAAUUGCGAAUACUGUAAUAGCGAAUAUUGUCGUAAUCAUCAUGAUUGUAUACGAAAAAUUCAAGAUCAAAAACAAAAGGAUAUUAAUAAACGUCCACAGCAAGGUGAAAUAACAAAAAAUGUUGAUUCACUUAAUCCUAUUGCAAAAGAUACUAAAAUUAAAGGGAAAAGUCUUCACUCUCACAGAGCUAAGUGGUUUGUAAAAGGUAAAAAUAAAAAAUACUCUAAAAAUGAUAGCUCUGCCUCCAAAAACAAUAAAUCCAAACACCGUACAGCUAAAAAAUCAAGUAAUUUAGCAAAAAGUGUCCUCAAUGUAAUAGCCAAAUCUAGCACUUAUAGUAUCAGUCUAAAGGGCACCAAUGUUAACGUAGAAAAGGUAUUACAAUCUAAUAAUAAUAACAAAAAGAGUUCACGAAAGAAUAAAUCAAAUGCCAAAGAACCACCUGCAAAUGACAAAAAGAAUGCCAAAAAAGAUAAAAACAAUAAAAAGAAAUCGAAAAAGAAAAACAAUGAUAACGCAAAGAAGGAUACAAAAGAAAACGUAUCUAUAAAACCACCUGAAAUCUCCUGCCGUGGUUUAAGAAAAUUUCGCAAUUUAUUUACUGGGUUUCACAAAGCUUCGAAAGCUAAUAAAAGUUUGAAUUGUCUGGGGAACGGUGAUGCCCAAAAUGCUGCUCCUUCAGCGGACAUAAAAAAAUACAAACGUAGAAAGAAGAAAAAACUGAAACACACCAAAUCUGAGGAUGUUUAUCUUAAAAGUGACGGAAAUGACAGUGAAGAUACAAGAAAGUACAGAAUUUCUGCGUAUUUGGCUGAGCAAGAUUGGAUCAAACGUCAGUGCAAACAGGAUGGUGAUAAAAUUAAUACGAAACCAGAAAUCAGUGAGGCGGUUGCAGUAAUUAACAGUACUUCAAAGAAUAAAUCGGAUAAAAAGUUAUUCCAUAAAGAGAUCAAUCUAAAUAUUGAGCCAGUUGUCAAUAAACAACUACGAGGAACCUUCCAAAGUGAUGAUAUAAUUGAAACAUCUCGAAAUAGUAAGCACCUCAAGAAUGGAAUGACGUUCAGUGAUUUGUGGAAAACGAUUGGAUUCAGAUUACUGAGUGAUUCCUCAUCAUCCUCAUUUAUGGAAAAAAUAUUUAGAACAACCAAUAAAAUUCUCACAAAGGAAAGUGAAAGAAACAGUUCAACUGACAUAACAAGACGACUAAAAUUCUAUGAAUCCAUUGGCAACGACGAUUUUCAAAAGCUUGAAGAUUUUAAAGACGACAUCUUUUGGGGAAUGGAUUCCGAUCAACAAAAACAAAGUAAAACUAUAAUUAAAGCGAAGAAGCACACAAGCAAUGACGGUCAAAUCCGCACUGAAUCACCGUGCAGCACUUGUACUGAAGAUUUUUUAUUAUGUUUUGACAAACUAUUCGAGGACAGCCAUCAAAGUGUCUGUAAAAAGAAAUUCAUGGAGAUAACAAGAUUGAUUAAAGAAUGGUUUUUCAACGUUUACAGAGUUGUAUCGGAUGGUAUACGUUCUAGAUAUGAAAGCUCAGUAACGUUCAUUAGAAGCUUUUGUUCCAAUAAAAAAGAUAUAGAUAAAAGGGAUGCUAUCACACAGAGUUUUAGAAAACAAGAGGACAAAAAUAUCAACACUGCAGAUCCUAAAAAGGCCGGAUUGGAUGAUUCUGACUCCUGUGAUUGCUUAGCACCAAAAGUCAUGUCCCACGGAGGUCCAACGGUGGUCUUAGUGGCCUCUAAGACUUUUGAGAAGGAUAAGGACUCAGCAGCCAAAAAGAAAAUUUCUAUAGAGAACGCCAAAACAAAUACUGAUAAAGGUUCUAUGGCAACUGAAAAAUACCCGAAACCUGGAACGAAAACUGGAUCAUACGAAAGACGCAAAAAUCACGAGUUAAAGGACAAAGAUUCCUGUCCUUGCAUAGAGCUGAAAAAAGUGGCUCCACCAGUAGCAGUUCAACAAACCAAUCCAAUAAACGAAACUGCUCAAAGGGAAAAUCAAAGGGAAAAAUCCUCUGUAAAAAAGUCUACUACUGUCAUUAUGAGAGAUAGAAAAACAGGAUCUAACACAAGUGUGGUAAAGAAAUCCGCUCAUGCAGAAGUACAAACUGAGAGAAAAGCAGUCAAAGAAAAUUUCGCAGAUGACCAGGAAGGAAGCAUACUGAAGUUAAAGGAAGACAACCACUAUGUUAUUGCCGAUAAAGUUAACAAGAAAACCUCCGCUUCAGAUGAGAUAAAAGCCAUUGUUAAAAAAAGCAUCGAAAAGCUAAGAUCAGCAAAUAAAGAUAUAAAAAAUGUACUGAGCAAAAGUUUAACGAAAUUGACAGCAACUGAAGGUCUAAAGACUAAAAGUGCAAAGAAAGUGAAUCAAGAAACUAAUACGGAAUCAAGUAAAAGAACUUUGAAGAAAUCUGUUAAUGAAGAAGUGAUGACCAGCCAAAGAAAAUCUAAGACAAAAGUAACAGAUAAAAGAUUGGAAAAAGAUCCAAUGGUCGCCGAAGGAACCCAAUACAUUUGUGGUUGCAAAUCUGCUUUGGAAUUCCUGAAGCGUAUGCAAAACCAAGGCAUGCAGACGCAACCUUCUAAAAAAGACAUCAAAUCAAAUGCGUCAAAAUUCAAAGAAAUUCAACGAACACCAACCAAAAUUAUCAAAUCAAAUGAACCAGAUUCAUCAGACACCACUGAUUCGAAUGAAAAAUUCGUUCCCAAGAUAAUAACCCCGACGAAACGAUCUAAAACUUCAGCGACGAGUGUUAAGUCUAAUAAAGCGAUGAUGACGAAACCAGACGUAGUACGAACUACUUCAGCUAAAUCUGUUCAAUCUAGAGUAAUAUCACCUAGUAAAAAGCCAAGUGGUAUCAAACGGUCAGUCAACAAUAUCGAGUCAGAAGACUGUCCAUGCAGAUGUGUUUGCAGUGAAGCCCGAGAAAUAUCUGCAGCCAAAGAAACCUGCACAUGCGCUACACAAUACGUGUACUACACAGACGACAGCUCCAGCCAAAUGAAGUUGUUGAAAGAAUUCAUCACCGCACGUGAUGAGAAUCUCCAAAGAGAAAUCUUCGAGUACACAUCAAGCAGUUGUUCUGGCAGCGACACAAUCCUCAGUUCGUCCAUCAGAAGCGACCCGACCGUCACUGACUGCACUAUAUGCAGCCUGGCCUACAUCGAUGGAAAACCUAAGAAGAGGAAGAAAAGGACCAAAGUCAGCGUGGUCACCAAAGCUAACCAGUGUACUGGAACUGAUAGGCCUAGACUCUGUGACGUCAGUACAACCACAAAGGACUGGUGGAGUCCAUUAAUAGAGAAGAAGACAGCAACUAAGGAGAUCACCUUUGACAAAAACUUGAAAGACCCGAGCGUAGAGAGGAAAGAAAGGAAAUUCACUAUCGGAGAUCAAGCGAUGGAGAUGAAGAAGAGCAAAGCUGUCAAGACUGAAGGCAGGAUUGUGACUUUUAGGAGUCACGCGCAGAUUAUUCCCACGGGCGCUGAAGACAUUAUGUCUCCAUCGAGAUAUCUUUUGGAGUCCCAGUGGUAUUACAAUGAACUUUUCUCUUCGAAAUUCUACGCUCCACAUUUAUUCCCAGUCAGUCUCGUUCAGAAGCCAGCAAAUGGAUCUAAGACACGUUCUCCGACCAGGAUCCACCAUCAGAGUCGAAGAAAUCGCAAGGCUAAGAGACUAGAUGAGUGUUACUCACCACGUAAACAGAUAAGUCCCAGAAAACAAACUGGCUAUGAAUGGAUACAAUCCAACGAGGCCAAAGACAGAUACCAAAGGAAGAAAUUGCUCAGGACUGUUACAAGGCCUAACAACACGAAGAAACUGAAACCAUCCUUGAAAUACGAGAAAAUGGGUGUAGGCGGGGGAGAUGACAAAUUCCAGUCCGUGUCCAACGAAAGUGUCAGUUUGGACGUUCGUUGCAAUUCCACGAGCAGUUUUAAAUAAUUCUAAGAAACAUUGUUCUUAUUCCUUUUUAAUUUGUUUGUGCAAUUUUUUUUGUUGUUUUGGUUCUUGUUUGAGUUUUAUCGAAAUAAAUGGUUUUUCGUUAGAUAUUGUGA
Messenger RNA from Ostrinia nubilalis (European corn borer), 6624 nucleotides. RefSeq lists its product as uncharacterized. The coding region runs from base 92 to 6511 and encodes 2139 amino acids. The transcript is spliced from 48 exons. The record is from RefSeq and is a predicted model, not a curated record. NCBI's taxonomy places the organism in Eukaryota, Metazoa, Arthropoda, Insecta, Lepidoptera, Crambidae. Gene Ontology annotation, cellular component: membrane.